Alligator mississippiensis (American alligator) is the source of this 3486-nucleotide messenger RNA. RefSeq names its product DENN domain containing 2C (gene DENND2C). The coding region runs from base 333 to 3173 and encodes 946 amino acids. Lineage: Eukaryota; Metazoa; Chordata; Crocodylia; Alligatoridae. The transcript has 19 exons. The record is from RefSeq and is a predicted model, not a curated record.
CCGGGGCGCGGGGGCACGAGACGCGCGGCCGAGCGCCCUCGUCCUCGUCCUCGUCCUCCGCCGGGGCAGCCCGCGCUGAGUCAGCCGCGCCGCGUGGGCGGCCCCGCCCCGCCCCGCCCCGCCCCGCACCAACCCCGCAUGUGGAAGGGCCCGGCCCCGCCGGGGAGCGCAGAGCCGCCGCCGCCCGCCUGCCCAGGGCCGCACGAGGACGCGCCGCGCGGGGGCUGGCGCUCGGGGCGCUACCUCCUAAGCGGGGUCCAGGCCGGCUGGCCCAGCACGCGGCACCGCGCAGCAGCUGCGAUGGGGCGUCCGUGAGGUCUCCGGCACCGGCCAUGCACCCCGCGGGCCCCGCGGACGACAGCUUCUCUCGCUCGGCCACGCAGACGCUGUCGCGCAGCCACUGCCGCAACAUCAGGCAGAAGAUCUCGCAGUGGGAGGGGCGGGCGCGCGCGGGCGACGGCGGGCGGGAGACGAGGGACUUCGGGGUGAAGUACGACCAGGACAGCGAUGGUCCGGCCAGGGCGAGGUCGCGGGCCCCGGGGAAGGUGCGGCCCACGGAUGCCAAGAGCCUGGGCCUGGACUUCCGGGAAGAGCCGAGGCCGUGCGGUCAGGGCGAGGGGGGCGGGGGCCCUGCCGAGCCCCUCCAGCCGCAGCUGUGCCCCCGCUGCUCGGGGCCCCCGGCCCUGGACAACGGGGACUGGCAGCCGGACUUCCUUGACCCCGCGCGGGUCUUGCCCCCGGGGAACUUCUACACCUCACGUGGGCUGUGGCGGAAAACGGGGCCCCUGCCCCCCGACCCACCGCCCGUCGCCGUCGCCGUCGCGGACCGGAACAGGAAGAGGGGGAGCUGCGGCUCCGUCGAGAAGGAGCUGGCGGCCCCGGGGCUGGCGCUACCUGGCAGCACAAGCCGCAGCUCGGACAACAUCUACUCGGAGGCCGAGGGGCAGGAGGGCAGCCCUGCCCCACGCCCGCCCCCGCCCCGGCUCCCACCGCCCAAGCCUCGCAGGACCUUCCGCUACCUGUCGGAGCGGGAUGCAGCCGCCCACGCCAGUGCCGGCACCAACAUCAGCACCAGCCAGGAGCAGCUGCCGGGGGGGCGGUGUGGCAGCCAGGCGGUGCUGCCCCCCGCCAGCGAGCCCGAGCACUGCCCCGCCAGGAGAAUCCGUGGCCGGGCCCAGAGGAAAUCCUUCGAGUUCGAGGAUGUCCAGGACUUCCGCAGUCGGAGGGCAGCCGCCGGCGCCCCCAAGCCCCAGGAGACGAACGGCACGGCGGGGUCCAGGCUCUACUACACGCAGUCGGAGGACAACCUCUACGAGGACGUUGUCUAUGUUGCCAAAGAAAACCCGUACGAAGACGUCAAAGCUCUGCCUCUGCCGCUGUGGAGGGUGCCCUCGGCCUGGAAGCUGUUCCCCCCUCUGGCCACGGACAAGCCACCCAAGCCGCCCCCCAAGCCGCCCUUCUUCUGCCGCAAGACCAUGGAGCUGAAGAACCCCCGCGCCUGCGUGCGCGGGAAGCUGGUGAAGGACACGACCCUGCCCGUCACGCUGAGCGAGUGGAAGCUCUUCCGAGCCGGAGAGGCUGCCAGCAGGAGGAGGAAGGACCUUCCCCCGCUUGUGUUAAAGAUACAGGAGAUCUUUGAUUCCAAACGCGGGAAGAAGAGGGUGAAGCUGCAGCCUUGCACAGGGAAAGAAGUGCCUGCAUCCAAAGGUGAAACCAGCGGGAACGAAAGUGACUCGGAGAAUCUGCCAAAAGGUCGGCACAAGCGCCUGCUGCAGGUGCAGGUGGCCUCCAAGAGGAACCCGCACUACCAGACGCUGGAGCGGGACCUGAUCGAGCUCCAGGAGCAGCAGCUGUUCGAGCUCUUUGUGGUGGUGUCGCUGCAAAAGAAGUCGGCCGAGGCGAGCUACACGCCGCAGAUCAUACAGCAGUUCCCCAGCAAGCCUGAACAUCCCUUUCGGCAGUCCAAGGACACUGAGGAGCGGCUGAAAGUCAUCCCUGGGUUCUGCUUUCCAGACCCCAAGGACUGGGUUCCUGCUUCAGAGCUUAAAAGCGAAACCUUCUCCUUCGUGCUGACGGGCGAGGAUGGCAGCCGCUGGUUCGGGUACUGCAAGAAGCUCUUGCCGGAAGGGAAAGGGAAGCGACUCCCCGAGGUGUACUGCAUGGUGAGCCGCCUGGGCUGCUUCAACCUCUUCUCCAAGAUCCUGGACGAGGUGGAGAAGAGGCGAGAGCUAUCCCCAGCCCUCGUGCACCCGUUCAUGCGCAGCGUCAUGGAGGCGCCUUUCCCUGCUCCCGGACGCACUAUCGCUGUGAAGAGCUUCCUGCCAGGAGCAGGAAACGAGGUUAUUGAACUGUGUCGCCCGCUGGAUUCCCGGCUCGAACAUGUCGACUUUGAGUGCCUGUUCCAGUGCCUCAGCGUUUGUCACCUCAUUCGCGUCUGCGCCUCUCUCCUGCUGGAAAGGAGAGUGAUCUUUGUUGCAGACAAUCUAAGCACUUUGUCUAAAUGCGGGCACGCUGUGGUUGCAAUGCUUUACCCCUUCACCUGGCAGCACACCUACAUCCCCGUCCUCCCAGCUCCCAUGAUUGACAUCGUGUGCUCUCCCACCCCGUUCCUCAUCGGCAUUCUCUCCUGCUCCCUACCACAGCUUCAGGAUCUGCCCAUAGAGGAGGUACUGAUCGUUGACCUUUGCGCUGACAAAUUUCUGCAAGAGGUAUCGGAUGAGGAUGAAAUCCUACCUCCCAAACUCCAGGCUGCGCUUACACAGAUUUUGGAGGAGAGAAGUGAAAUUUUAUACCAAGAGCAGAAUGACAUACAAGGCGAUGCAACUCUGGCCUCCCUCGUCUCUGAAGCCUUUGUGUGGUUCUUCGUGGAGAUCGUCGGGCAUUACUCCCUGCACAUGAACGUCACGGAGAAGGGGGAGCGGGUAUUCCAGCGAGAGCCGUUCCGGAAGUCCCAUACCUCGCGCAACGUGCGCCACUUCCUGGACCUGUUCAUGGAGACGCAGAUGUUUGCAGGGUUCAUCCAGGACCGGGAGCUCCGCAAGAGCGGGGUCAAAGGCCUGUUUGAGGUCCGUGCCUUCGAGUAUUUGGAGACCAUUCCCGAGACUGAACCAAGCGGCAUGAACAAAAUUCUCCGCAGUCUGGGAAGUAAAAUGAAAUUCCGUCAGAAGAAGUGAGAGCGGAGGCCUGAGCCCUGCUGCGCCGGGCGCGCUCGGACACUGCAGCCGGGCCGCGUCCCGCCUGGGGGCGCGGUGCAAGGCCGGGGAGGCCAGGCCGGGCCGGACGGCCGCCGCGGUCCCUGCCGCCAGGGCCGUGCACGAGGCGGACGCGCGGCGCGGAGUCGCACGGCCUUCCCUGCGAGACGGGCACCUGGCACACGUGCUGGUGCCGGAUGGACACAUGCAUGUGCGCACGCACACACAUGCACUUAAGCGCGUGCACACACGUGCAAGCACUGUUUGGACUUCGGUUAAAACGAUUUGAACCCCA